Ustilaginoidea virens is the source of this 210-nucleotide messenger RNA. RefSeq lists its product as uncharacterized. The transcript is spliced from 2 exons. Gene Ontology annotation, cellular component: mitochondrion. The record is from RefSeq and is a predicted model, not a curated record. Gene Ontology annotation, biological process: mitochondrial respiratory chain complex I assembly; electron transport chain. Lineage: Eukaryota; Fungi; Ascomycota; Sordariomycetes; Hypocreales; Clavicipitaceae. Bases 1 to 210 code for a protein of 69 amino acids.
AUGCGCGCGUUCAAAGAGGCAGCCGGCCAACCACGAUAUGACCCUUGGGAGCGAGCCGAGGCCUGGAGAUACACGGGGACGUUCUCCCGCUGGAACCGUUUCAAGAACGCCCUCCCCGGUUUUGGCACCGCGACAGUCGCCUUCGCCGGAUACUGCGUCUACGAGCAUUUCUUCAUGCAAGAGGAGCACCACGGCGAAGCCCACCAUUAG